This is a messenger RNA of Labrus mixtus (cuckoo wrasse), 5222 nucleotides long. It is a transcript of the gene map3k3, whose product is annotated as mitogen-activated protein kinase kinase kinase 3. The record is from RefSeq and is a predicted model, not a curated record. Gene Ontology annotation, molecular function: protein kinase activity; protein binding; ATP binding. The transcript is spliced from 17 exons. The coding region runs from base 1004 to 2860 and encodes 618 amino acids. NCBI's taxonomy places the organism in Eukaryota, Metazoa, Chordata, Actinopteri, Labriformes, Labridae. Gene Ontology annotation, biological process: protein phosphorylation.
UAGUCAACUUUGUUUAGGCUGACAGUUUUAUGCCUAUGUUAAGUUAUUUUAUGUGCAUCACAGAUAGAAUAUGCCUUUUUGGCUUUUCAGUCAGUUUUAUCUGCAAGCUUGAGCUCCAUUAUAAUCAAAUUCCCAUCUACUUAUGUUACAGGCCAGAGAUGGGCCUUUUAGUAUUUCUAUAUGUUUAGAUCCAUAUUCAAGUUACCAAUGCGACGCUGUUAUCUAUAAUUCAUCCAUAAAAGUAAAUAUAUUUCUAGCCUAGAGUGUUUUGGACUCCAACCUGGCAACACGGAGAGAGAGAGCAAAUCUGCAAACUUAGCUGGAAGAGAGACCAUCACAUCACGGAAACCGUACGGUCCACUCUCAGAUGGAUUUCAUACAGGCCAUACGCUUAUUGUUACACCUUGUUGGGUAGUUUUCUUUUUUUUGGGGGGUCGUUUGUAACACUGCUAUGGGACGCAGCUCCCAGUCUCCAGAUGCUGACUGUGGUUGAUGUCGAGUUUGUCCUCUGAAAAUGUUUUGGAAAUUUAAGUUUUCCAGAGAUUGGAGGCGACAGCUGAGCAGAAGUUUUACCGGAGCGGGAGCAGUGUGAUGUAUUCUUUUCCGUCGGAACAUUUUCUCUGUAAAACACACAGCUGUCUGACGUGACCGUGUUUGUUUUUUAACUACCUGGAAAGUAUCCACUUGUGUGUGUGCGCGCGCUUUAAUUUUCCACUGAAGAAGAAGAGACCCUGUAACCUGGGGGGUCAGCCCCGCCAUGGCGCCCCCACCCCACACACACACACACUCCCCGGUGUGUCGGUCUGACUGAGGGCACUGAUGGACGUGAACCAAUCCUGGAUGCACUGCGUCAUCUCUACCGCGAGACACAGGUGACCGGAGUCAGCUGCACGCGGGAGAAGCCCCGACUUGUCCUGACGAAGGUCGUCAAGGCAACAGGCUGGUUGGUUUCCACAAGUUUCUGAGGACUGAUUUGGAGACCACGCACGCAAACAUCGCCACAAUGAAUGAGCGGCAGGCUCUCCACUCCAUAAUGAAGGACCUGGUCGCCCUCCAAAUGACACGACGCCAGCCUCUGUCGUCAUAUGACAGCGGCAAACCCAAGACGCCGGCCCAGGCCAAGAGACAGGACGAUGUCAGGAUAAAGUUUGAGUUCUCAGGAGAAAGAAGGAUUCUGAUGUUCGGACGACCUGUGCAGUUUGAGGAAAUCCAGCAGAAGGUCAAGGCUGUCUUUGGCCAGCAGCUAGACCUGAAUUACAUGAACAACGAGUUGUCCAUCCCUCUGCGAGGUCAGGACGACCUGGACAAGGCAAUCGACCUGCUCGACCGAAGCUCCAACAUGAAGAGCAUAAGGAUCCUGCUGCUAACACAGGAGCAUAGCAAUGCCUCCUCCCCCUCCCAUCAUGUGCCGUGUAGUAAACAGGUGAGGAUUAAGCCCUCCCAGUCCACUGGAGACGUCAGCACUGUGUACCAAUCCUCCGAGCCCAGGGGACGCCACCUAUCCACUGGUUCUCAGAACACGGGGCGUAGCUCGCCGCCGCCUGGCUAUGUGCCUGAACGCCAGCAGAGGAUUGCCCGCCAAGGUUCAUACACCAGCAUCAACAGUGAGGGGGAGUUCAUCCCCGAGACCAGCGAUCAGAGUGUGCUGGAUCCCUGGAGCAGUGCAGAAAACUCUGUAUCUGGAAGCUGUCAGUCGCUGGACAGCAAUUCAGACAGCCCCUCGAUGAGGAAGUCUCGCAUGCACAGAGCCAAGAGUUACCCCGAUAAUCGUCAGGAGUGCUCAGACAGGGAGAAUCAUGUGUAUGACCGGGUAGCAGGGAAAGGAGGCACCUAUCCCCGUAGGUACCAUGUCUCCCUGCAUCACAAGGACCUCAGCGAAGGCCGCCGAACGUUCCCCCGGAUACGUCGCCCUCAGGGGAACCUGUUCACUCUGGUGCCCUCGCGGCGGUCGCUCAAUGGUAGCGAAGAGAGUCUCGGCAGCUGGCAGCUUGUAGACGCUCAGGGCAGGCUCCGCCCCCAGGAUCGCUCUGUCGCGCACAAGUCGCCCAGUGCCCCGCUGACGUGGCGGCGGGGGAAGCUCCUCGGCCAGGGGGCGUUUGGUCGGGUGUAUCUGUGUUAUGAUGUGGAUACUGGGAGGGAGCUGGCUGCCAAGCAAGUCCAGUUUGAUCCCGAGAGCCCUGACACCAGCAAGGAGGUCAGCGCUUUAGAGUGCGAAAUCCAGCUGCUGAAAAAUCUGCACCAUGAGCGCAUUGUUCAGUACUACGGCUGUCUGAGGGACCGCAAUGAGAAGACCCUCACUAUUUUCAUGGAGUAUAUGCCGGGGGGUUCAGUCAAAGACCAGCUUAAAGCCUACGGGGCGCUGACAGAAAAUGUGACCCGGAAGUACACGAGGCAGAUCCUGGAGGGCAUGUCCUACCUGCACAGCAACAUGAUCGUACACAGGGACAUCAAAGGUGCCAACAUCCUUAGGGAUUCAGCGGGCAACGUGAAGCUGGGAGAUUUUGGAGCCAGCAAGAGGCUACAGACCAUCUGCAUGUCUGGGACCGGCAUCCGCUCAGUGACCGGCACCCCCUACUGGAUGAGCCCGGAGGUGAUCAGUGGAGAAGGCUAUGGCAGGAAGGCAGACGUGUGGAGCCUUGGUUGCACAGUGGUGGAGAUGCUGACCGAAAAGCCUCCGUGGGCUGAAUUCGAGGCCAUGGCCGCCAUCUUCAAGAUCGCCACGCAGCCUACAAACCCUCUGUUGCCCUCACACACGUCGGACCAGGCCCAGAACUUCAUCAGCUGCAUUUUUGUGGAGGCCAAACACAGGCCCAGUGCCGAGGAGCUGCUCAGACAUCCCUUCUCCCAGAUUCUGUGCUGAUAACCACAGACUCGCACAGUAGCCUCAGCAGCAUCUGUAGCUUCUUUGAACAUAUCCGUCACGGGAAUGUGGACAUGGAACUGGUCUAAAAGUCAGUGUUAAACCCACCCAAACCUCUGCAACCGUUCUAAUGCUUCAAGGAGAUAUCGCCUCCUUUUUGCCAACAAAACAAACUUCAGGCAUUUUGAAAACUGCAGGCAACAAUGCCUUGAAAACCAAUGCCAGUAAAUGCUCUCACCAGCAGGGGAAAACAAAACAGAGACUAAGCAUCUGCUGGGCUUCUGAUCUUAUGCCCUCCACUGCACACCAGUAAAGUAUCCCCUUCUUAGUUUACGUUCACCUGUCGGGGAGUUAUGCCAGGAAUCCCUUUAAGUGUUUGACAUUUAAACAUUAAGCUGAGCACCAAUUUAAAGCUACAGCCGGCCUAAAGCUCAAGUUUGCCCAGCGGAUGAGAAACACUGCUGGUGCACAACAGUGUUAACUGGACGCUAUGUGUGAUGUAGGCUGCAUUCCCAAAUAUGUGUUAGUGUAGAGCGAUGUCACACAUGCAGAGCAGCUACUCUGAAGUUUAAUGGUGGAACAAAGUUCAUCUGUUAAAAACAUUAAUAUUACACAGAGAACGACAGGUUUUGUUUUUUAGCCCUUUGGCAUUAAGACAUCAUUUUAUGGUAUAAAUGUAAUACAAACGCCUUCACUGAGAUCAUAACUGAUAGUGACUAUGAUAUGCUGCAACUUCUAACUCCAGUUUCUCUCUUCGUUUAUUACAAUUUCAUUAAAGUCAAAGCGAAUACAAAAAUAAUGAUCCAAUGAUCUUUGAAAUCUCAGGACAUUUAACAGCAAGUACAGCUGGACUAAAGUUAUUUAACAGCAGCUGCAGAGAAACCUCCUGGUUUAUUGAAUGGCAGAAAACAUCUGAUCCGUCUGUUGCUGUUUGUUAUUGCACCAUUUAAAGUUGGGCUCCCCAACUAAACUCCACCAUAACGUGAGCCUGCCAUUUAGCUGCCUUAGAGGAGUCGAGGGUGGAUCUUUCCUUCAUAUCCUCUCGUUCCUAUUCUUGCUUUAUCCUUCACUUCACUGUGACAUUUCCCUCUUCCGGGCUCCUGUUGUAGCUCUGCAGUGCUGCAGGUGUUCUCAGCUGACAAAGUGACGAAGAGGAGGAGACAAAAAACAGUAUGAAAGUGAAGCAAAUGAUACUUUUUAUGGUUUAAAAAUCCAACUUAAGGCCUUUAUUAAGGAGGGGUCUUAUCUUCAAGUGUGUCUGGACCCAACAUCCCUGACUGAGAAGCCUUAGCUUAAGGAUGGAUUUUAGAUCAGAUGCACUUUUAGGUGAAAUGAAUGUUUUGGAGUUUUUGUUCUCUUUACCAAAUUUUUGUUUUUUACUUCAAAUGUGAACAUUGUUUAAUUUUUAAUUUAUAUCCCCUCAACCGAUCCAGUUGGAUGUCAUAAGCAGAUGUAUACUAUGUAUGGAUUUAUUUUUUAUAUUUAGACCGUGUCAGAAUUGAAUGAUACUUCUGUCUUUGUUUUGUAGUUCAAAGUAAAUGGUUUUAAGCAGCUGGUUUUGCAGACAUUAGAGUAUAUGAUUUGUAAAUGGAACAUGGGUGGGAAAGGGACUCUGGCUGCACGUUGUUUUUUUCUUCCAGCUCUUAAAACAAUCUCCCACACAUUGUUAACAAUAUAUGGACGAAUGCAUUAGCUGACAGCUGACAGAGACUCUGCAUCAUUUGGCAGUACUGCUUCGACACAUCAGGGGAGUCUUAGAAAUAAAAAAUAAAAAACAUCAACCUAAAGGCUCAUUUCACAGAAGAAUCUGUUGGGAAUAUGUUAACGUGUGAUCGUAGGGUUACUGUAGUGAAAUUAAAGGGUGUGUGUGUGUGAGCCAAAGACGAGCAGGACAGUAGCCCGUGUCCAGUGUCAGAGUUCGCUUUUCAACCCAGGUGACGACUUUGUUUAUCCCAGGGUUCAGACACGAGUUCAGUAAUUAACAGUUUUGUGGGGAAAAGGGCUUACUGCUGCCUUAACGCUUAUACAAGAUCUCUCAAUGUGGCUGCUACAGGCUAAAGGCAGCUCAAUAAUGUUGCAAUAAUUAACUUUAAAGGGACGAAAGACAAAGAACCCUGUGGUAAGCAAAUGAAUAUAAGUUAGUUGUUUAGAGAUCUAUAUGUAAAUGUAUGAGUAUGUAUCAUGACAGGACUUGCAGUGCAAAGUCUGAUGUAUCGACUGUAUUAUACAGCAACAAAAGAAAAGAAUAGUAUGUUUAAAGACAGUGUCUUUUAUAUAUAUAUGUAUGUGUGUGAGUAUGUCACGCCCCUUUAUUAUGUAUGUCAUGCUAUUUGUUCAGAACAAAUAAAGUGUUUUUAAGAUA